ACCAUCACCACUUGGGAUUUUAAAAAUUCAAUACGAGGUGGUCUAUUUUGGCGGUAAUGAUGUCCAAGAUGGCAACCAACGGAAACCUAAAAUUCACAAAAUGUAUGCGGCCAUGGAUGCUAAGAGAGGGAUUGGCAAAAAUAACUCCUUACCUUGGAGGCUGAAGAAUGAAAUGGCUUACUUCACAAGAAUCACUUCUUCAGUCAAGGAUGCAGGAAAGAAGAAUGCUGUUAUCCUUGGAAGGAAGACAUGGGAAUCCAUACCAAAGAAAUACAGGCCAUUGCCAAACAGAUUAAAUGUAGUUUUAAGCAAAACACUGUGCUCAAAAGAUGUACCUGAUGGUGUAAUAGUGGAAAAGACCCUUGAUAGUGCCUUGCAGCAAAUUUCAAACAGAAUAGAUGUUGAGGAGGUUUUUGUUGUUGGUGGAUCAAGCGUCUAUGAGGAAGCUAUCAAGUCCCCACAAUGUGAUCGCAUUUACCUUACUCAUGUUCAAGGGGAUUAUGGAUGUGAUAUAUUUUUCCCUCAGUUUGAUGAAGAAGUAUACAAGAAAGUAAGGUGGGUAAAUCUAUUGAAGGUGGUGCGACAGCAUGCGACUGUGCAGGCAGGCAUGCGCUCG
Molecule: messenger RNA, 616 nt
Organism: Rhopilema esculentum
Lineage: Eukaryota; Metazoa; Cnidaria; Scyphozoa; Rhizostomeae; Rhizostomatidae
Product: dihydrofolate reductase-like
Biological process (GO): dihydrofolate metabolic process; tetrahydrofolate biosynthetic process; folic acid metabolic process
Cellular component (GO): mitochondrion
Molecular function (GO): NADP binding; dihydrofolate reductase activity
Source: RefSeq, a predicted model, not a curated record